CUUCACUUCCGGUACCACCAAUGGUAUCCAUGGUUAGCUUAAUGCAACUCUGGGGCCUGCUGUGUUUUCAACGGAGGGAGAGCUGAGAAGAAAAAUGGCGUCUGCAGGCGACCCAAAGCGGGACACCGGCCAUUCAGUUUGAGCUUUCCGCCCUGAAAUUGAGACCGGGGCUUGGCGGGGACUCGUCGAGAACUGUCCCCAAACCUGUUGGGUUUUUUGUCCCCCGCUUUUCUCCCGUGUGCGUGGUUUAUUCAAGCACCGAGAUUGAAGCGGAACAGCAAAUACUCUCUCCCACAAUGAGGGGGAGAAGAGGAAGGCCGCCCAAACAAGCAGCAGUGAUGCGGGAAGGUUCACCCGGGCCAGUCCGCGGCUCUCGGGGCGGCAGGAGCAGAGGGAUGCGUGGACGGGGAAGAGGCAGAGGACGGGGUCGUGGACGGGGAGGAAGCGACGGCGCCUGUGGCUCUGCAUCUGCGGAGGUAGAUACAGAAAUCUCCGGCCGAGAGAACUUUCAUUCGUCCCGGGGCCGCAGGAAAGUUGGAGCCUCUAGCGCGGCGACGGCCGCGGGAUCGCGGGGCAGAGGAACCAGAGGGAGAGGCAGGGGGUCGAGAGGCGGCCGCGGCAGCAGAGGCGGAGUGAAGCGGCCUCAAACCAAGGUGGUCUACGACGACAACAGCGACGAGGAGGAUGAUAAUUUAAGCUACAGGUCAGACGAAGAUGAACUCCUGAACGACAACCCUUCGUCGGAUCUUGAAGAAGAGGAGGCCCUAGGAAACGACUCUGACUAUCUGGAGGAACUACCAGAUGAUGAUGAUGCCAGCUACUGUACCGAGAGUAGUUUUAGGAGCCACAGCACGCUCGGUAGCACCCCAGGCAGGAGAAAGAGUCGGGCAAUGCGACCGCAGUCUCCUAUCCUUGAGGCUAAAGACAUUCCUGCCCUUGAGCUUCCGAAGUCUUCUGAUGACCUCUUGGUCCCUACCUCACAGCUCCUUAAUGUGUCUGCUGUCUACGAAGUUCUCCGCAACUUUGGCUCAGUUCUGCGGCUCUCACCGUUCCGCUUUGAGGAUUUCUGUGCAGCCCUUGCCAGCCAGGAGCAGUGCACACUGUUGGCAGAGACACACAUCUCCCUGCUCAAAGCUAUCCUCAGAGAGGAAGACACUUCCAACACCACAUUUGGUCCAGCUGACGUAAAGGACUCGGUCAACUCCACUCUGUAUUUUGUUGAUGGUAUGACCUGGCCAGAGGUGUUGCGGGCGUACUGUGAGAGCGACCCGGAGUACCGGCACAUUCUGCCUUUCCAGGAGAGUGAGGAUUACCCAUAUGAACCGUUGGAGAGCAAAGUCAAAGUUCUCCAGUUUUUGGUGGACCAGUUCCUGGCGACCAACAUUGCCAGAGAGGAGCUAAUGUCGGAAGGGGUAGUGGCCUAUGACGACCACUGCCGGGUAUGCCAUCGCCUUGGUGACCUGCUGUGCUGCGAGACAUGUUCAGCCGUUUACCAUUUGGAGUGUGUGAAGCCGCCGUUGCAGGAGGUGCCGGAGGAUGAGUGGCAGUGCGAGGUGUGCGUGGCACACAAGGUACCCGGUGUGGCAGACUGCAUCCCAGAAGCGCAGAGAAGCAAACCAUUUAUUCGACAACUGCCAGUCGGCUAUGACCGACACAGCCGAAAAUACUGGUUCCUUGAUCGCCGUAUUGUUGUUGAGGAGGAUGGUGAACAGGAGGACAAAGCCAUCUGGUACUAUAGCACCAAGGUCCAGCUAGCUGAGCUCAUAGAUUGUUUGGAUAAGGAGUACUGGGAGGCCGACCUGUAUGCAGCGCUUGAAGAGAUAAGGGACGAGGUGCACAUGCAUAUGGACAUCACCGAGGACUUAACCAACAAGGCCCGUGGCAGCAACAAGUGUUACCUCACUGUUGCCAAUGAGGAGAUCCUGGAGCGGUUGCGGGCUAAGAAGGAAGAGGAACUGGAGGAGGUGAAAAGACGCGCAGCCGCGGAGGCCCAGAAAGCUCGGCUGGAACAGGAGAAGAAGGAGCAGGAGGUGGAGAAGGAAGCAGAGGAGGCCAAGUUGAAGGAUGAUGGGCAGCUUAAAAAGGAGGAUGAGGGGACAAAAGAAGAAGUCACAGAAGAAAAAAAGGAUGAUGUCAAAACUGGAGUUGUUGAAGCUCCACCCACUGAUGGAGAAGGCAGUAGUGGCUGUAGCAUCUCAGACGGACCUAUACUUCCAGCAACCUCUGCUCCAACGCAAACCCUCCCUGCCGCUGUGAGCUAUAGCCCGGCCACUGAGGCCCCAAGGCCUCCGGCCUCCACCGUACAGGCUGUGAUAGAGGGAUGUUCCCAUAUGGAGGUCUCUGGCAACACCAAAGAAACCCCAUCAUCAGAUUCUGUCUCCGUCAGUGGAGAUGGUAUCCCCAGCCUGAGCCAGCCCUCCCAGACCAAUGAGGAGAACAGUAACAGCAGCACGGGAGCCGUGGUCCCUCCCAGAGCUCCUGAACCUCCGGACCUGCUUGACAAGUCCUCCCAGUCAUCCCUGGCGAGCUUUGACGAUGCAGGAGACACGAAAGAUUCAGCUAACGGUGACACAUCAGGUCUCAGUAGUAAGAAGUCUUCAGCGACUCGCAUGGUGACCCGACUGAGGAACCCAGAAAGCAAGCUUAGCCAGCUGAAGAACCAGCAAGUGGCUGCUGCUGUCCAUGAAGCCAACAAGGGCUUCAAAGAGGGCAAGGAGGUACUAGUAGUGAAUGCACAAGGUGACGUCACCCGUGUCAGCACACGCAACAGCAAGGACGUGGUGAUGAAGGGGACACUCUGCCAAUACUUUAGGCUUGGCCAGGAGGGGAAGUACCGUGUCUAUCAUAACCAGUACAGUUCCAACACUGUGGCUCUCAACAAGCAUCAGCACAGAGAGGACCACGACAAGAGGCGACAUCUCUCCCACAAGUUCUGCAUGACACCAGCAGGAGAGUUUAAGUGGAACGGGUCUAUUCAUGGCUCGAAGGUGCUGACCAUCUCCACACUGAGACUCACCAUCAUCCAGCUGGAGAACAAUGUCCCUGCACCGUUCAUGCACCCUAACUGGGCCUCACACAGGACCAACUGGAUCAAAGCAGUUCAGAUGUGCAGUAAGGCCAGAGAGUUUGCGCUGGCUCUGGCCAUCCUGGAGUGUGCCAUCAAACCGGUGGCUCUGCUGCCUGUCUGGAAGGACUCACUGGGCCACACCAGGUUAAACCGCAUGACGUCCAUGGAGCGUGAAGAGAAAGAGAAAGUAAAGAAGAGGGAGAAGAAGCUGGAGGAUGAGGAGACGAUGCAGCAGGCCACGUGGGUCAAGUACACCUUUCCAAUUAAACACCAGGUGUGGAAGCAGAAAGGAGAGGAGUAUCGUGUUACAGGCUACGGGGGCUGGAGUUGGAUCAGUAAGACGUAUGUGCAGCGGUUUGUCCCCCGGCUUCCAGGCAACACCAACGCCAACUACCGCAAAGAACUGGAAGAUGCUAAACUUGGAAAGAAAUGUACCCUGCUGGACUUGAGUCGGCGGCCUAGUAUAGCUGAACCAGAAGCUCAGGGAGGCGCUGCCAUAAGCAGUGAAGCAAAAGAUCAAGACUCUUCCAGUCUCUCCAAGCCUGAAACGACCCGUCUGAUGUCUGUUGAAGAUUUGGACUCAAAUGAGAAGAUGGAAGAGGAAACAAAAGAAGGAGCUGAUAAAAAAGAGAAGUCCAAGGAUUUGUCAUCCGAUGAUGCAUCACCCGUAAAGAUGGAGGUGGAUCCCACAGAUGCGCGAUCAGAUGAAGAGCAAAUGUCCAGUGUUCAAGAGGCAAAGGCUUCUGUCAAGGAAGAGCCUCCAGAGGGCCCUACACGACCCUUCAACUACGAUGUAGUGGAUGUCAGCAAGGGCUUCCUUACUCGCAUUGCCUACAAGAAGAAGGUCAAGUCCUCCAAGUUGGACAGCCUGCUGGACAGACGACAGAAGCAGCACGUUAUUGAAGAGAGGCAGAGGCAGCGAGUAUCUGCCUCCAACACUCAGAUUCCUGCACCAGUUUCAUCCAUGUCAACUACGGCACUGAGCACUCCAGUCCGGCCACGGUCACCGCUCAAGCCCCACACUCUCACUCGCACGCAGCUCGCACUGGGCGAAGCAUUGAAAGUGGAGGACAAAUCCUCCACAACACAAACUCCAGGGCCAGGAGAAGGUAGAGGGCAAGAGGAUGAAGGGGGGAGUCAGGCUGAACUCUCUAAAACUAUGGCUGAAAUUGUUGCUCCCCCUCUUCCUUCUCCUGCUCCUGACUCAAAACACAAAGACAGUUGCAGUACAGGUACUGGUGACGAUUCAGGAGCACCACAAAACCAAAUCACCUCCUUGCCCCAGGAACUGGGGGCAGAUUUAGUGGGAAGGACUAUGGGGCCAAAAGAGUCUAAUUCAGACAGUUCAGGGCAAGAGGGUGUCAAACUGCCUGACAUGCAAGAAACAGCAGAAGGGGGGAUCCAUAGCUCUUUAGACCAGCAAACAGUCAGUGUACCAUCAGAUGUUACCAAGGCUGCAAAUGUUGAAAAAACUCCGUUGGAGGUAUCAAACUUGAAAUCGGACUCUUUAAGGACAAGUGUUCUUGACCAAAAAAGUAGUCAAAACACAUCUCCUUCUAAACUCACUCAGCAAAACCCAGAAUUGUUAAGCUCGUCGCAUUUGGGUACAGAGGAAAAUGGCAUGGGGCCUGUGGAGAACCAAGAAAAUAUGCAAGCUAGAACUGAAGCCGAUCGCACUCCCGAGCCUGUUUCUCCUCUCCCUCAGGUAAAUGGUAAUGAUGGCUCGGGGAGUGAAAGUAUAUUGAGUAACUCUGUAAUUAGCUCAAAUAACGGAGUACUUGCCAACAGUCCACAGCCCAGAGUGAACAGCAUUGAUAAAGUUGAGGAACAAGGGCCGGUGGUCUCAUUAAAGGACAGCAUGCAGCAAAAGCCUUUAGUGAACGGAGAUUUAGCUCCUGUGAAUGAUAGUACAGUGGUCGGGGCCAAGGAAACAAGCCUCGCUUCCAAGGUAGAGAGCAAAACGACGAUAUCAGAGCAGGACUACAAACCUCCACUGAAGAUAUCGAGGCUGGAGAACAACAUAGAUGCACUUGGACCCAAUACUCAAAGCACUCUGCAGCACAACAGCACAUCACCAUCUCCGUCCGCGGAGACCAAAGCCAGUCCUGUUAUCAAGGUCAUCCGAAUGGCACCAUCUCCUAUCCCUUCAGCUGAGGAGUCCAGUCUGAGUGACGACUUUGCAGAGGAGAGUAGUCACAGUGGGACAACAGAACCAUUCAAGACCGUCAUCACCCAGAUAACCACCACCUCUACAACUUCCACGACAGUAGUCUCCACAGAGAUGAGGAUGGCACCAACGAAGGCAUCUAGAGAUCCCAUGGUGUCGGCAACAGAAAGCAGUGCCGUGUCCACACUUACUACUAUGACCAAAACAACUGUGACCAAAAUCUGUUCCCCAGGGGAUGACGGCCAGUCAGAGGACAGUCAGAGUGAAACAGUGACACAGGAGCAAAAGACGGCACUCUUGGCUUCUAUCAGUAAGUCAACGACGGAUGCCAGAGGUGAAACCUCAAUGUCAUCUCUUACUGUGAGCCAAGAGGACUUUUCAUCAACAAAGGGCCGCGUCCGCCUCCUCAAGUUCUCCCGCACCAAGAAGACACGCUCAGACACUGCCCUUCCUUCUUACCGCAAGUUCAUCACCAAAAGCAACCGCAAGAGUAUUUUCGUACUGCCACACGAUGACUUGAAGGUGCUGGGGAGGCGAGGCGGAUUCCGUGAGGUGCCCAUAUUUAGCUAUAACGCCAAGCCAUCGUCGGACAUCUGGCCAUAUCCAUCCCCCAGGCCCACGUUUGGCAUCACUUGGAGGUAUCGCCUGCAGACUGUAAAGUCUCUGGCUGGUGUGAGUCUGAUGCUGAGGCUCCUUUGGGCCAGUCUCAGAUGGGACGACAUGGCUGUCAAACCAUCGGCUGCUGUUGGCACCACCCGUACAGAGACAUCAGAUACUGAAAUCACCACCACUGAGAUCAUCAAGCGCAGAGACGUGGGACCUUAUGGAAUUCGCUCAGAGUACUGCAUCCGCAAAAUCAUCUGCCCCCUUGGAGUGCCUGAGACUCCAAAAGAAACCCACACCCCUCAGAGGAAGGGGCUGCGCUCCAGUGCCUUGCGCCCCAAGAAACACGAGCCUGCCAAGCAGACAGGCCCGGUGGUGAUCGAGACCUGGGUGGCUGAGGAGGAGCUGGACCUCUGGGAGAUCAGAGCCUUCUCAGAAAGGGUGGAGAAAGAGAAAGCUCAGGCUGCAGAACAGGCCAAGAAACGUCUGGAACAGAAACCAGGCGGAGUCACAGUGACUCCAACAGGGACUCCAGCAACACCUGCCACCACACCCAAAGUCAUCGUCGGUUCACUGUCCGGCCAGGGCACCCCAAGCACCAAGGUGGUGCUGUCCACCAAGAUGGGCACCCCCGUCACAUUCCAGCAGAACAAGAACUUCCAGCAGUCGUUCGCCACCUGGGUCAAACAGGGUCAGAGCACACAAGGAGUGGGCACGGAGACCACCAUGGCCACGUCUGGUGGGCACACUUUCCAGAUUACGGGAACCUCAGUGGGUGGAAAGGUAGUGACCACCAAGCUGCCGCUGCCCGCCAACAGCAAGAUCGUCACAGUCAACGUGCCAACUUCACAAGGAGGUGUGGUUCAGCAGAAAGUAUUGGGUAUCAUCCCAUCCAGCACAGCAGGCGGUGCUCAGACCUUCACCACAUUCCAGCCACGUGCAACCACGCUAAACAUCAGGCCCAACACCCCAGGCUCCCAGCAACAGGUUCUUGCAGCUGGUGGUCAGAUCCGUCCAGGAAUGACAGUGAUCCGAACACCGAUCCAGCAGACGGGUCCAAUGGGAAAGACGAUACUCCGAACUCCCCUUGUGGUUCAGCAAGGUCAGGGUGGACAGCAAGUAGUGACGCAGAUCAUUCGUGGCCAGGCAGUUUCCACGGCAAUAUCUGGUGCCAGCCCUGUCGCCACGGUCACAGGCCAGGGUGCGGCCAGCCCCACCGCAGCAGGGCAAACACCACCUGGCACCCCACGGUCGCAGGGGCAAGGCCAGGUUAAACUGACCCUGGCGCAGCUCACCCAGCUCACACAGAAGCAGCAAGCGGCAUCAGGUGUAGAUCGGCAGGCUGGUGUCGGUGGUACCCAACAGGCUUUGACAGUUAUGGUUCAAGGCCAGGGACAGACCACCGGUCAGCUACAGGUCAUACCUCAAGGGGUCACCGUCAUCCCAGGACCAGGCCAGCAGCUCAUGCAGGCAGCGCUGCCCAAUGGCCAGGUGCAACGCUUCCUCUUCACCCCCUUGGCCUCAGCUGCCACACCCACAUCAAGCACAGCCACCACAGUUCCUGGCCAGCCCAACUCCACUUCCACCAAAACCCCGGCCCAGCCCGCCCAGCAGGCUGCCGCCCCCGUCCAGGCAGGGGCAAGCCCCUUGGCCACCACCAGCUCCCCUUCGUCGGCCACCCCGCAGGGCCAGUUACCCCCUCAGACGCAGGCGCACAUGCCCAUCCAGUCACCCACCUCGCUGCAGGUGAAAACGCAGGGAGGAACUGCCCAGCUGCAGCUGCAACAGACGCCACAGCUCAUCAGCGUUUCCGGGCUGCAGCAACAGGUACAGGUGUUGGCCCAGCUGCAGGCGCAGCAGGGUGGAGGCUCUCUGCCACAGCACAUCAAACUGCAGCUUCCUAUCCAGAUACAACAGACUGGGACCACCUCAGCUCAGGGAGGACAGAUUGGGAAUGUGGUGACAAUCCAGGCAGCUUCUGUCCAGGAGCAGCUGCAAAGGAUCCAGCAGCUCAGAGAACAGCAACAGCAGAAGAAGAGACAAGCCGCAGAGGCCAAGAGGGAGCAGGCCCUCAACACAGCCAGCCAGAGCGACAUCAUUCAGAAACAGGUGGUGAUGAAACAGAACGCUGUGAUCGAGCACCUGAAGCAGAAGAAGACCAUGACGCCUGCAGAGAGAGAAGAGAAUCAGAGGAUGAUCGUGUGCAACCAGGUGAUGAAGUUCAUCCUGGACCGGAUAGACAAGGAUGAGAGGCAGGCAGCCAAGAGGAGGAAGAAGGAGGAGGUGGUGGAGGCCAAGAGAAGGUUGGCCAACGCCAGCAAGCUCUCCUCGCUCUUAUACCGGCACAAGGAGAGCCUCAAGAUGGAGAUCCUCAAGAAGCGGGCACUUCUGGACAAGGAGCUGCAGCUGGAGGCCCAGGAGGAGCUAAAGAGGGACCUGUUGCGGAUGCGGAGGGAGAAGGAGAGGGCUCAGGCCGCAGCCCAGCAGGCAGCCCAGGCUGCCGCCGUUGCUGCCAUCCACAACCAGCAGCAGCACGCUCUGGCACACACGCACAGCAUCACCUCUCAGCACCAUCUCACUACGACCGUCGCCUCGGCACACAAGAGGAAACGGGAGGAGGAGAGGGAGACCGUGACGUCAGCCAAGUCCAAGAAGAAGAAGAUGAUCUCGACGACAAGCACCAGGGAGAGCAAGAAGGACACCAAGCUCUACUGCAUCUGCAAGACGCCAUACGACGAGACCAAGUUCUACAUUGGCUGCGACCUGUGUACCAACUGGUAUCACGGAGACUGUGUGGGCAUCACGGAGAAGGAGGCAAAGAAGAUGGAUGACUAUAUCUGUGUGGAGUGUAAACGGGGCCAGGAGGGCAGCACAGAGGAGCUGUACUGUAUAUGUCAGACCCCGUACGACGAGUCCCAGUUCUACAUAGGCUGUGACCGGUGCCAGAACUGGUACCACGGUCGCUGUGUGGGCAUCCUGCAGAGCGAGGCCAACCACAUCGACGAGUAUGUGUGCCCACAGUGCCAGUCGACUGAGGACGCCAUGACGGUCUUUACACCGCUCACAGACAAGGACUACGAGGGCCUGCGGAGAACUCUACGUUCAUUACAGGCACAUAAAAUGGCGUGGCCCUUCCUGGAGCCAGUGGACACGAAUGACGCCCCAGACUACUACAGGGUUAUCAAAGAACCAAUGGACCUUUCCACCAUGGAGGAGAGGUUACAGAAGCGGGAGUACGUCAAGCUGACAGAGUUUGUAGCGGACAUGACCAAAAUCUUCGACAACUGCCGCUACUACAACCCCAGCGACUCGCCCUUCUACCAGUGUGCCGAGGUUCUGGAGACCUUCUUUGUCCAGAAACUCAAAGGCUUCAAAGCCAGCAGGUCUCAUAACAACAAACUACAAUCAGCAGCCUCUUAGCUCCCUGCUAAAAUCAAAAAGACAGGCCUUCAUUUUAAGUCCCAUGGUCCAUCCUCCAACACCUCCAACACCACUGCAGCGCUAAAGGCAGAGAAUGAAAAGCCCCUUUUCAUCACAAGUGUCUUGGGACAUAAUGGCAGAGAAGUCCAGCCUUUGGACCAGGGACAGGGGUGGCCACGGACUGUUUGUCAGCCUGUUUCAUCCCAACCAGCCGCUGCUACCGAUGCAUCCAUGAGAAGUCGGCUGGUUGGAUGUUCAGUCUGGUCUCAUGGCAGCAGCACACUCUUAAAGAGCUGUGUUCCUUCUGUAGCUUAUCGCUCUUUUGUGUCGCUUUUGAUCGGCCAGAGGUGCAACUUUCAUUUCGUCACAACACAUCCUGUCGCAUUUUAUGACGCGUACCCAUCCCCUCCAAGUCCCCGACUCAAACGGAAAUGUUCUUAACGUUUGAAUUAAAACUGAAAUCCCCACUUUAUGCUUCACAUGUGGCUAAAUGCAGAUGCUGCAUUCAUGUACAGCACAGAGGAGUUUAAGGUGCAAUAUGUAAGAAUUUUAGCCAAGACAAAAAUCAACAGAAUGUGAGGAAACAACAGGUUUGACAAUAUGUCGAUCGAUGUAUUGUGCUGCAGAGAUAUCUGUUGAUGGUAGCAUGCUAACCAGCUAUCACCUAGCUACUUUGUACCUCAAGAGGUGAUGGUAAACACCAACACUCCCCUGUGGUGCUCCAGGCUCCCAGUCCAGGCAGUGUAAGCUAAUAUCACAAGUUGCUGCACUGUUAAUCAGCAGUUGGCGUUCACUCUGGUGAUAUACCCAUUUGUUUUGAGUGCAAAAAUGUGAUCAAAUCUUACAUAUGGCACCUUUUAAUUCCUUUUGUAUUUAACAACAGCAUGUGUGAAAGCAGAAGUCUACUGGUGCUGUAGAAAAAAACUGAAGAAAUAGCCCACUAAAAUCAGUUUUUAGAUGAACUGUGUCAUGUUUUACACACAUCUCCACUGCACCCAGCUAUUUACACUUUACCCUCAGGUGUGUAGCCCUGCACUCAAGCGUGAGCCUCUUCAAAUCUGACUGUCAGUGGUACAUCACAGCGUUCAUUCCUGAUCCCAGUAGCUCUCAGAUGCUCCAUUCGUAAUAGAAGUUAGAUUUCUCAGAAAAGAAAAAAAAUUUUUUUUAAAAAUGACAAGAUGAUUUUCUCCAUGAGAUUAGCAUCAGCACACAUGGGCCCAGACUGCCAUCAUUUGAGUCUUUCAAGGGGUAUUCGUCUGGUCUGGGGGCCGUGUUACUUUCAUGUCGAUUUCCAGAGGGGGAAACACCCAGGACAUGCCCUCCCACCCACCGCCGCAUCCUGCCCCUUCUUCUGACCUCUAUUCCAUGUUCUGUUGUGAGGAAAGCGAACUAGCUCUGAGCUCCUGAUUAAACUUGACCGUUCACUGAAGGACAAAAAGGUCAAGGAGAAGACGAGUUAGACUGUUAGGCCGAGGCUUAACUAACCCACGUGUACUGUACCUCCCUCCAUGCACACACCGUCUUGUCUCUUGUCAGUGGCUGAGUCUGUAAGUCUCUCUUCCCCUUAUCUAUCAGCCACUUCUCCCAGCAUAUUUCAUUGAAGUUGACAGGUUGGCUCACAUGUGUCUCUCAACUCGCCCUCAAAGCAUGGUUAAGUAAUUAGAUAAUGGACUUUUCCACUCAGCAUCAACUCAGUUAUGUUGCGGUCUGCGGCAGCAUGUCUGGGAGUAAACUUUGAGUGGGGACUGGGGAGUCUUUGUACCGUGGGGUUUGUAAUGAACAUUUUAUAGCUACAUUUUUAGCAUAUUUGGGCACUUUUUUGUAAUCUGUGAUUAUCAGUUUUGUAGGAGGGGAGCGGUCAUGAGGCACAGUUGUCUUUAAGUUGUUUGACAGUUUGAAAUAAAGCAAAUGUUUCUGUUUCAAUCAUAAAAAUGAUUUUGAUUUUUGUGUAUAAAAGCAGAGUUGAGAGAUUAUGUAGCUUCUGUCUCCAUGUCUGUGUCUUUCACACAAAGGUCUGUCACUUUGUAAUCUGAUGAUGACGUGUUUCAUCCACUGUUUGUAAUCUUUACUGUAUAUUAUGGCUGUCCAAAUAUUUAGAGAUGAAAGAUUUUUAGAUCAGUAGAAACUUUUAUUUUUCACUCUUUGAACCAGCAGCUAAGCCCGCCUGUAUAUUUUAACUGUCUAUUUUUUUUUUCCUUCUUUAAUUGAAGUGAGCUCUACAUUUAGGUGAAAUUGCCCUUUAUAUUAAGAAGUGCUGCAUAUUGUGAGCAUAAAGUUUUCUGAAUGGGGUAGAGUGACACCGUUAACUCUUGUUAAGAGUUGUUCUUUUUUUUGUAAGAAACCGACCACUUCAACAUAACUUCUAUAAUGACAUUGCAUUUCUUGUAUUAUUUAUUCAUAUCAAUGAAAAGUUCUCAGUUUUUUGAGUAAUGUCGAAGAAAUGUAACUGCAGAUAAAAAGUACUCUAUGUUUUUAACAGAUUGUGGCAACUCCGAAGAGAUUCUCUUUUGUACUUGAUAGGACAUUUCAUCCUAGGUAAUAAAGUAAUGUUUUUGACACCA
Acanthopagrus latus (yellowfin seabream) is the source of this 11818-nucleotide messenger RNA. RefSeq names its product nucleosome-remodeling factor subunit BPTF-like. Gene Ontology annotation, biological process: regulation of transcription by RNA polymerase II. The transcript has 36 exons. NCBI's taxonomy places the organism in Eukaryota, Metazoa, Chordata, Actinopteri, Spariformes, Sparidae. The coding region runs from base 297 to 9257 and encodes 2986 amino acids. Gene Ontology annotation, molecular function: RNA polymerase II cis-regulatory region sequence-specific DNA binding; zinc ion binding. The record is from RefSeq and is a predicted model, not a curated record. Gene Ontology annotation, cellular component: NURF complex.